Messenger RNA from Centropristis striata (black sea bass), 3214 nucleotides. It is a transcript of the gene dffa, whose product is annotated as DNA fragmentation factor, alpha polypeptide. Bases 179 to 1144 code for a protein of 321 amino acids. NCBI's taxonomy places the organism in Eukaryota, Metazoa, Chordata, Actinopteri, Perciformes, Serranidae. The record is from RefSeq and is a predicted model, not a curated record. The transcript is spliced from 6 exons. Gene Ontology annotation, biological process: regulation of apoptotic process; apoptotic process.
AAGCAAGCUGCCGUUAAACUCUAAAACAGAAGAAGAAGAAGAGGCCUCCACGGCGGUUUCGUGUUCGAAACUGGCUAGAAACUACGAAAGACUGAGUGGUUAGCGAGAACAACUGUCAGUUUUUGACAUUUAAGUUAAAAUAAAGAAGAAAAGUACGUUUCUUAGCACAGAGCCUAGAAUGACAGAUAGGAAACCGUGUAAGGUGUGCAAUUUCACACGACAGCAAUCAUACGGACUGGUGGUUCCUUCCUUAGAUGAGCUGAAGAUAAAAGGAUGUGAGUUUCUCGGGUUUAGCUCUGCUGAUCCGGUCACAGUGGUCCUGGAGGAGGAUGGGACAAUAGUACAGGAUCAGGCCUACUUCUUGUGUUUACCUUUAAACACAAAGUUCAUGCUGUUGCAUGAAAAAGAGACAUGGUCUCCAGUUCGCAAGAUGGAUGGUGGAACAGCCUGGAUGGCCCGGAACUCUGUGGUGCUGGGAGCUGACGCUGUGGACUCCUCUAGUGCUACAGCACCCUGGUGGCACCUGGCUCAGCAGCUGAAGCAGGACAUUGCAAGCAUCAUCCUCAUGUCUGAGGAUGACUUACAGACCUUAGUGGACGCCCCAUGUCCUGAGCUGGCCUCUGCUAUGGGCUUCCAAGAGAAGAAGGCCGAGGACCUGAAGGAGACACUGCAGAGGGUUCUGGACCGACGAGAGGAGGAGCGGCAGUCCAAGGAGCUGCUCCAGCUUUACCUCAAAGCUGCAGAGAAAGAAGACAGACAGCAGGAGGAGCCAAGCCAGCCCAGCCAGGAAGGGGCUGGAGAUGGAGAUGGGGACGGGGAUGUGGAGGUGGAUGGCAUGGAGGUGGACUCUGCAUCUGGAUUCAUGUCCAGGACACUGAUGGUGCUGAAAGGCAAAACAAGCCCAGAGACCAGACUCUCCACUGAGGAUCUGCAGGCAGUUGUGUCCAGAGGGGUGGAAGCGAUGGAGCAGGUGCUAGGCUGGGACACAACAAGGACGUCUGCACUGUUGCAGGCCUGCGAAGCCGAGCUGAGCGGACGUCUCCAGCAGGCUCAGGCCGUGCAGUCCAUCAGGAGCAACACACAGCAGGACAGUGAGCAGAGCGCAGAGGAGGCUGAAGAAACGCCAGCCAAAGGCAGCAACUAGGCCGAGCUUUCACCUGAGCAGAGACUGAUAAGGAUUCACACUACCUGCCUCAGGGUCAGAAGAAUGGGCUUUACCCUGGGUUACUGAUAAAAAUCCAUAAUGCUGGAAUCCAUGAAUGUUUAUAAUGUUGAUGUUCAUUUUGUAAAAUUUGUAAACCACUUGAAUGUGUUUGCCUCAAGUGGAAGGAGAGUUAUUUGCACAAGUCAUGUUUAUCAAAGGCAUAGCGUUAACCACUGGCAAUAACUUUCUAUUGGCUCCUUAUUUUGAUGAUGCCGUGCUGUGAAAGUAAUCACAGAUAAACAUAUCCAUGGGAAACCUAAAGCAAAAUAUUUUGAGAAAUAUGCUUAUUGGCUUUCUGAGAGUUGGAUGAGAAGAUCUUUGUCCAGUAUGAAGCUGGAGCUAGCAGCUAGUAACAGGUUCCACCUACCAGCACCUCGUAAUCUCACUAAUUAACACAGUUUAUCUUCCUGUAGUCUCUACUGGGUGUCUGGCAACCUCACAGCAAUGACAAGACUCCAGAAAGCCACUAUACCCAGCCAAGAAAUAGUGCACCUGUAAAACCACAUUUUGUCUGGUUUACACUUUGUUUUUGUAUGAUUAAACCAACAAAAUAUAAUAUGUUAACUGGUGAUCGUUAGAGGUCCUAGUAGGCAAAUUUUCUUACCUUUCAGACAGAUUCAGUCUCGCUGUUUUUCCUUGUUUCAAGUUUUUGUGCCAAGCUAUGCUGCUGGCUCAUAGUCGUUUCAAUCUUCUCAUCUAACUCUUGCAAAGCAAGCAAACAAGCAUAUUUGCUAAAGUCAUUGCAUUAAAGUGUUAGUUUGGAGUAAUUGAAGUGGGUCAGACAGCCCUGUUUAACUUAAACAGAUUAUUGAUACCUGAUUACAUGCUCCUGCUUAUAUCUUCUGUAGUCAUUCCUGCAAAAAGAGACCUUUAUGUUGCCUCUAAUUUUAUAUAGUUUUUACUUUUUUUGUCAGUUUUAAAGGACACUAGUAGACUGAAAAUAUGUGUUUACCAUAUGUAUGUUUUCCCAUACAUUUUCCCAUAGACAUUUUUGUAAAUAUGCACUUACCUAAAUGUUUUGUACCAGUCUUCCUGUAUGUGUUUAUUGGUGUAAAAUGUCAUCAUUGACUGAUGUGUGACCAUUUAGAGAAUCUAAACAUGGAACAAUGAAUGGUAGGAAUAGUAAAAAUGCUGACAUCAACCAAAUAUAUUUGUAUAAAAGCUAAAUUUGAAUGCGAUACGCACAGUAAUUCAUCAUUAAAAUAAUAAAGAGUACGACAAGAUAUCAUUUCAUACAGGGAAGCUUCGCUGAACACAUUAUGGGAAAGAAUGGCAGAGCUUCAUCUCAUGAGCUGCAAAGAACCAAUAUUUCUGGAUGAGAGCUUGUUUAACACCAUCGAUUAUAUACUAUUAUGGAAGUUAUGCAUCAGUCCAGUGGCUGCGUGAUGUAAGAUGGUGUGUGCAACGUGUGCAGGUCGGUGUGACUCAUAGUCCAUGAAGAAGAUAGCCUUUGUCAUGCCUGUCAUCUCAUCAUCAGUCUCUUGAACAAUGAACACAAAUGAUGGUGGAUGAAUUUGCAGAGGGAUCAUCUUUUUGUGUUGCGAUGAGAUUGAGAUGUCACUGUCGCCUUGUACUUUAGUAUUAGAUACAUGGAAAAGAAGAUAAUUCAUCAGUACUGUGUCUGCAUCACGCAGUUUCACCAAAACUAAACUUCUCUCUGCUGUAUUAUAACCCUAGCAAUUGUUAUGUGUCAGUUCCCCAACACAUACACACUUUGUAUUUAAUUUAAACGUACGACAAAUGUAUUAAAAAACGUUUUUUUAUGAGUGUACACAUUAUGUGAUUAAGAUGCCUUUUAUAAACAUUGAAUGGUGGUAGCAGGGAUUUUCUAAAAUAAACCAGCCGUUACAUUUUUUUUUUUGGCAUGCCAAGAUCUUUGCAAGAAUUUUAGCAUCAAGAGUGAAAAAUGUAUGAACUUCAGCUGAAAAACUAAUGGUUUGAGAUAACCGUUUGAUGCAUAUUUGGAGGUAAAGAUUUAAUAAAGGAAAAAGAAUAUUUGAAUACCAACAA